This is a messenger RNA of Bradysia coprophila, 3845 nucleotides long. It is a transcript of the gene stw, whose product is annotated as laccase. The record is from RefSeq and is a predicted model, not a curated record. Gene Ontology annotation, biological process: iron ion transport. Gene Ontology annotation, cellular component: plasma membrane. Gene Ontology annotation, molecular function: copper ion binding; oxidoreductase activity. NCBI's taxonomy places the organism in Eukaryota, Metazoa, Arthropoda, Insecta, Diptera, Sciaridae.
GACGAGACAUAUUAAAGUCGUAAUAGUAAUUGCGCGAAAACCGUUUCAGACUGUUCAGUCUUUCUUCGUUUUUUUUGUUUUUGUUUUAUUUUUUCAACACAAAUUUUCAAAGAAAAUUUUCGUGGUACGACCAUUUUACUGGUCUGGAUUGAUAUUAAUCAGACCAGCAGUACUAAGAACAAAAUCGGAGGAAUUUUUUACAUUAAAAACUCUAAACUUGUUUUUAACGGGACCCCACUAACUAAGUCCCCAGAAAUCGUAAAGAGAAAGGUAUUAUAUACUCUAGAACGACAGGCCAGCAUUUAGUUUAACGAGAAACACGGUCGCGUGUUUAUACAGUUGACCAACCGUACGGGUCAAUUGUUAAUUAAAUAUUCGAUCAUUCAUUCAAGAUCAGCAUUUGAAACAGUGAAAGAGAUUCGUUUAUCGUUGAUUAUUUUUUCGCCAGAUUUUUACAGUUUGAAUUUAAAAUUUUUGUCGUCGUAACGUUGACUUAAGAGUGCUUAAUUCGUACUGGUGCUAAACACAAAAAAGAAAAAGAUUAAAAUCAUAUUAAGCUGUAAAUGAGCAUAUGAUCAUAUGUUCUUUGGAUAAAACAUUCUUUCAUUAUUUGGAUUAACGAUUAUUUAUUUGGACUACAUCAAGAUGGGAGUCAAAUGGAAACCUAGUGCCACUUUAUCUGUGUUUUGUUUGUUAUGUUCCAUUUUAGUGGUAGAUUGUGUUAAAGUGCAAACAAAAAGAGUAAAAGAUACAGACAAAUCUGAUCAGUCAACGUCCGCAUCAUCAUCAUGGUGGCGAUCGCACAUAACAACGCCCGGAUCAGAUAUAGCAUUAGAUAGUAAUUUUUUUUCAGCCACUCAUGGCUUAGUGCAAACACACCCAUCACUGAGUGGUGGUGUGUCGCGACCAUUGGGACGACAAACUAGUGGAACACUAUCCGGCAGCAGUAGUAGUAUACCCACAAUUGUACAACCAAAUCCGAAAUCACCGUUCCGUCAUCUGGACUUUGCGACCAGUGCCACGGCCGAAUUAAGAAGAAACCCUAGUCUGUCUGCACCAGAUGAGUGUGCCCGCGCUUGUCGCGAAGGAGAACCACCUAGAAUAUGUUAUUAUCAUUUUACAUUAGAAUACUACACUGUAUUAGGAGCUGCUUGUCAAGUAUGCACGCCAAAUGCAACAAAUACCGUAUGGAGUCACUGUCAAUGUGUGCUAGCUGAUGGUGUUGAACGCGGUGUUCUCACGGCCAAUCGUAUGAUUCCUGGUCCAAGUAUUCAAGUUUGCGAAAAUGACAAAGUCGUCAUUGAUGUGGAAAAUCAUAUGGAAGGUAUGGAAGUGACCAUUCAUUGGCACGGUAUUCAUCAACGUGGAUCCCAGUACUAUGAUGGUGUACCGUUCGUAACGCAAUGUCCAAUUCAACAAGGAAAUACGUUCAGAUAUCAAUGGACAGGUAAUGCUGGUACGCACUUCUGGCAUGCACACACUGGACUUCAAAAGAUCGAUGGUCUUUACGGUUCCGUUAUCGUUCGGCAACCACCGUCAAGAGAUCCAAACUCUCAUUUAUACGAUUUCGAUUUGACCACGCACAUUGUCCUAAUCAGCGAUUGGUUGCACGAAGAUGCCGCUGAACGUUAUCCCGGUCGAUUGGCUGUGAACACUGGACAAGAUCCUGAAUCGAUGUUGAUCAACGGUCGCGGUCAAUUCAGAGAUCCUAAUACUGGAUUCAUGACGAACACGCCAUUGGAAAUUUUCACAAUAACACCAGGACGUCGGUACCGAUUCAGAUUGAUCAAUGCCUUUGCAUCGGUUUGUCCUGCUCAAGUGACGAUCGAAGGACAUGGAAUGACUGUGAUUGCAACAGACGGAGAGCCAGUACAUCCUGUAAAUGUGAACACCAUUAUCUCAUUCUCAGGUGAACGUUAUGAUUUCGUGAUAACUGCCGAUCAGCCAGUUGGCGCUUAUUGGAUGCAAUUGAGAGGCUUAGGUGAAUGUGGUAUUCGACGUGUGCAACAACUUGCCAUUUUACGUUAUGCUAGAGGUCCAUAUCAACCUGCAUCAGCAGCGCCGACAUAUGAUGUCGGUAUUCCGCAAGGAGUGGUCAUGAAUCCAUUGGAUGCACAAUGUAACAGACCACGUGACGAUGCAAUUUGUGUCAGUCAAUUGAAAAAUGCUAAAGACAUCGAUCGAGCUGUGCUCCAGGAUAAGCCGGAUGUGAAGAUUUUCUUACCAUUCCGAUUUUAUUUGUAUCGCGUUGAAGAGCUUUUCCAACCCAACACCUACAACCGGUUUUUGGUUGCACCAACUGGUGAUCAUGUGAUAUCCCUCAUCGACGAAAUUUCGUAUCUAUCAGCCCCAGCACCGCUCAUUUCACAGUACGAUGAAAUUAAUCCCGAACAGUUCUGUAACGGUGACAAUCGUCCAGCUGAUUGUGGACCAAAUUGCAUGUGUACCCAUAAAAUUGAUAUUCCAUUGAAUGCAAUCGUUGAAAUCGUAUUGGUUGAUGAAGUACAACAACCAAAUCUUAGUCACCCCUUCCAUUUGCAUGGUUAUGGAUUCAAUGUUAUUGGUAUUGGUCGAUCACCCGAUACAAAUGUGAAGAAAAUUAAUUUGAAACAUGCACUCGACUUGGAUCGACGUGGUCUCUUGCACAGACAGUACAAUUUACCACCUGUUAAAGAUACGAUCGCUGUACCGAACAAUGGUUACGUAGUAUUGAGAUUCAGAGCUGAUAAUCCUGGAUUCUGGUUGUUCCAUUGUCAUUUCUUAUAUCACAUAGUCAUUGGAAUGAACUUAAUUUUACAAGUUGGAUCACAAGCCGAUUUACCGCCAGUUCCGCCACAAUUCCCAACGUGUGGUGACCAUUUACCACAGAUACCAAUUAAUUAGAUUCAACAGCAAAAAAAAACAGAGGAAACAAAUAUUUUUUUAACGAAAUGUGACAAUGUUGCGCAUCUUAAAUCAAUCCAUUCCUUUCAAAGUUCCCAUUACAUUUCCUUUUACUCCUUGUCCUUCAAAAUGAGAAGAGGUACUAUCUUUCCCACUACUAUGUUCAUAAAUCAUUGGGAAAGCAUAGACACCACUUCUUCAUCUAUGUAUUUUGUAAGAUAUUUAUUUAAAAAAACACGACAACAACGCAAAAAAACCAUUAAUUAUUAUCUCCUUCUAUCAUGCAGAAACAAUAACUCAUAACUAUUCAAUCAUUAACCUAAAAUGUAAAAAAAAUACGAAAAAAAACCCGCACAGAAAAAUCUCUAUCUUCCUGCAAAGAACGAUGUGUAUACAUUCUGGAAAGAUUUGUUUUAGUUUAAUUUUAUUAAUCAAAGGAUCGCCAUAUUUAUAUUUUCAUAUUUGUAUACUGAAAAAAAAAACGAAGAAGUCAUCCAUAAAAAAAUAUCUCAGUUUCAUACCGGUGCUCCCAAGGAAUAUUUUUAUUUCAUUCAAAAAGACUUUUCAAAAAUGCCUUUUUCAAACGAAUUUAUUUUUCCUCUUUUUCACUAAAAAUUCAAUCUUUAGAUUUUUCUUCUGCCAAUCUUACAUUCAAAACAUCAGAGCAAAAUCACAUUUUCCCCCUUUUUUUGCCCAUCAACCACACCAACUAAUAUAUGUUUUAUCAUUAUUAUCUAUUUUAGGUGUAUGUGUAUGUACAUAUGUUAGUUUACGAAGAAAAACAAAAUUUUGCAUUUUAUAUUGAACAAGUGUCCCAUUUGUUUCUGAUAUGUUUAACAUUAACAUUCAUCAGAGAUCUAAAUGGAAUCGAUUUUUGACUUGUUCGAUUUUAUAAUGUUACUUUUGAAGAAAGUGUACAUUUUUAUGUUUAGAAGAUGAUGAUGAAGGAAGUAAAUCGAAAA